GGCUUUACAUAGUUUAUUUUAGCAGCCCUCAAUAUAAAUUCAUAGCCACCUACCCCCCUCCCCACACUCACCAGUUAGCCCCCAGCCCCUCCCAUUGGUUAUCAGAUUAUGUAGGAGGGUACUGGCCAGGGUGUGCUUUCUGCAGCAUAGGAAAAGAGUCUGAGGGGUACAGAGCUAGAUUUCUUCACUCCGGUCUCUCCCUGUCUCAUUCUGCCGAACCUAACGCCAGCUUUGUCAUGUCUCGUCCUCUCACUGACCAAGAGAAGCGGAAACAGAUCAGCGUACGAGGUUUAGCCGGAGCAGAAAAUGUGACCGAACUGAAGAAGAAUUUUAACCGUCACCUUCACUUCACUCUUGUCAAGGAUCGCAACGUGUCCACUCCUCGUGAUUACUACUUUGCGCUUGCACACACCGUUAGAGAUCACCUGGUGGGACGUUGGAUCCGCACUCAACAACAUUAUUAUGAGCAUGACCCAAAGAGAAUAUAUUAUCUCUCCCUUGAGUUCUACAUGGGUCGUACACUGCAGAACACCAUGGUGAAUCUGGCUCUGGAAAACGCCUGCGACGAAGCAGCGUACCAGCUUGGGUUGGAUAUGGAAGAUCUGGAAGAGAUUGAAGAAGAUGCUGGACUGGGAAACGGUGGACUGGGGAGACUGGCAGCUUGUUUCCUGGAUUCUAUGGCGACACUUGGGCUGGCAGCUUACGGUUAUGGAAUUCGAUAUGAGUUUGGAAUUUUCAACCAAAAGAUAUCCAAUGGUUGGCAGGUAGAGGAGGCUGAUGAUUGGCUGAGGUACGGCAAUCCCUGGGAAAAGGCGCGACCUGAAUACACGUUACCUGUUCAGUUUUAUGGGCGGGUUCAACACACCCCACAUGGAGCAGAGUGGGUGGAUACUCAGACCGUCCUUGCCCUCCCUUACGACACGCCUGUACCAGGAUAUAGAAAUAACACAGUUAACACCAUGCGUCUCUGGUCUGCAAAGGCCCCCAACGACUUCAAUUUGAAAGACUUUAAUGUUGGUGGUUACAUCCAGGCUGUGUUGGACAGAAACCUUGCUGAGAACAUUUCCCGUGUGCUGUAUCCCAAUGACAAUUUCUUUGAAGGUAAAGAGCUCCGUCUGAAGCAGGAGUACUUUGUUGUUGCAGCCACUCUUCAGGACAUUGUCAGACGCUACAAGUCCUCUAAGUUUGGGAGUCGGGACGCAGUCCGCACAUCAUUUGAUGCUUUCCCAGAGAAGGUUGCGAUUCAGCUGAACGACACGCACCCUUCACUCGCUAUUCCUGAACUAAUGAGAGUGUUUCUUGAUUUAGAGAAAUUGGAGUGGGAAAAGGCAUGGGAUAUCACAGUGCGCACCUGUGCUUACACCAAUCACACCGUAUUACCCGAAGCCUUAGAACGCUGGCCGGUCCAUCUGCUAGAAAAUCUGCUCCCAAGGCAUCUGGAUAUCAUCUAUGAAAUCAACCAAAGGCAUCUCCAGAAUGUGUCAGCCAGGUUCCCUGGGGACGUAGAGCGCAUGCGCAGGAUGUCACUGGUUGAGGAGGGUUCUGUAAAGCGCAUCAAUAUGGCUCACCUGUGCAUUGUGGGAUCACACGCUGUCAACGGAGUCGCUCAGAUCCACUCUGAUAUCAUAAGGGAUACAGUUUUCCAUGAUUUUUAUGAGAUGGACCCUCACAAAUUUCAGAACAAAACAAAUGGUAUUACCCCACGUCGUUGGUUAGUUCUUUGUAACCCAGGACUGGCUGAAGUCAUAGCAGAGCGUAUUGGUGAAGACUACAUUACACAUUUGGACCAUCUAAAGAAGCUUUUGAACUUUGUGAACGAUGAAGCAUUUAUAAGAGAUGUUGCUAAAGUCAAGCAGGAGAACAAGCUGAAGUUUGCUCGAUACCUAGAGAAUGAAUACAAAGUGAAGAUCAAUCCAAAUUCUAUGUUUGACGUCCAUGUGAAGAGAAUUCAUGAGUACAAGAGGCAACUACUCAACUGUCUACACGUGAUCACCUUGUACAACCGUAUAAAGAAAGAUCCAAACAAACAGUAUGUGCCACGUACCGUGAUGAUUGGUGGAAAGGCAGCUCCUGGUUACCAUGUUGCCAAAAUGAUCAUCAAACUUAUCACAUCAGUGGGAGAUGUAAUAAACAAUGACCCGGUGGUGGGAGACCGACUCAAGUUCAUCUUCUUGGAAAACUACAGAGUGUCUCUGGCAGAAAAAGUGGUCCCUGCAGCUGACCUCUCAGAACAGAUCUCCACAGCUGGCACAGAGGCAUCUGGCACCGGGAACAUGAAGUUUAUGUUGAAUGGAGCCCUGACAAUUGGCACUAUGGAUGGGGCAAACGUUGAGAUGGCUGAAGAAGCUGGUGAGGACAAUCUGUUCAUCUUUGGCAUGAGGGUACCUGAUGUAGAGCGACUAGACCGGGAGGGGUACAACGCUCGCCUGUACUACGAGAGAAUCCCAGAGCUCAGACAAGUCAUCGAUCAGCUUAACUCAGGAUAUUUCUCACCCAAACAACCCGACCUCUUCAAGGACAUUGUCAAUUUGCUGAUGAACCACGACAGGUUUAAAGUGUUUGCAGAUUAUGAAGAUUAUAUCAGAAGCCAGGACGCUGUCAGUGCUCUGUACAAGAACCCUAAAGAAUGGACUAAAAAGGUGAUCCAUAACAUUGCUGGUUCUGGGAAGUUCUCCAGUGACAGGACAAUCGCUCAAUACGCACGUGAAAUCUGGGGUGUAGAGCCCAGCAGUUUGAUAAUCCCACCCCCUGAUGUCUCUAGAGAGUGACUCCUUUAUCCCUUGCCAGUGGAUCACCUUCAGAACCAUCCGCCCUUGCCUCCUCCGCGACGCAAUUCAAGGGUCAUGGGUUGUGGAGCAUCCAAACGCCACUCAUAUACGUGUCCCAAUAACAUUUGCCUAUUUGAACCUCUUCACGCCAGAAUUACACCUAUCCCACCACCGCGGAAGCACAAGUUGCUUUCCCUCCACAAGUCAACAGAAGGUCCCCUCUUGCCCUCAUACAAUUUGAUCCCACUUCCACCACCCCGCAGGAAGAGUUUCUCUCAUUCACUCGUCCGCUAGGGUCAGAGGAACACAAUACUCAUACCCGGCCCUCAAAUAUGUCCACUCCCUGUACCCAAACUUGUGCCACAUAUUUGGCUUUGUAAGAAUGGAAGGUUUGUAUAAUGAUGCUGAGUAUCUACCUAUACUUCCAGGCUAAAUAGUGUCUAUGAUCAAUGCCUUGGGAAGUCUCCCUCAAAGUGACUUAUUGUAUUUAAUAAAAGCACAAGAUAAGUAACAA
Bombina bombina (fire-bellied toad) is the source of this 3282-nucleotide messenger RNA. RefSeq names its product glycogen phosphorylase, muscle associated (gene PYGM). The coding region runs from base 237 to 2768 and encodes 843 amino acids. Lineage: Eukaryota; Metazoa; Chordata; Amphibia; Anura; Bombinatoridae. Gene Ontology annotation, molecular function: pyridoxal phosphate binding; glycogen phosphorylase activity. Gene Ontology annotation, cellular component: cytoplasm. The record is from RefSeq and is a predicted model, not a curated record. Gene Ontology annotation, biological process: glycogen catabolic process. The transcript is spliced from 20 exons.